UCCGGUUGUGCACUUAUCACCAUGGUUGACACCCGGAGUGGGAAGAGCACUAACCCCUAUACCCAGGAACAACAAGAGAAGAUAGCCGCCUUAGUAAGAGAGAAUAAGGAGAGGAAAAAGCUCCUGAAACAGGCGAAGUUGAAGGCAAUCGCAUAGGAGCAGGCGGCGAAGAUGAAGAAGUUAGAAGAAGAGAUGGAGGAGAAGAAGAAGGCUGCCGAAGAAGAAGCGGCAGCAGAAGCAGAAGAGGAGAGGAAACACAGGGAAGUUAAAGGAGAGAGUAGUGGCACGACGAACGAGGACGCCCCAAUGGAGAAGAAAAUCAGUGAGUGGAUUGUUAAUUUAUCGUUGGGGGAAGAUGAAGAGGCACAAUUCUAUUUGCCACUGGAUGAGAGGGAUGCGGUAGCCAGUGAGCUAGCAGCAAUCAAGGACCCUCAGGAACGACAAGAAGUGGAGGAGGAGAAAAAGUUGGAGUGGAAACUGAGGAUGAAGAGGGAAAAGAAGAGAAGGAGGGACGAAGUUAAUAGGUUGACCGCGGAGGUGGCGAAGGUGAGAGAUUGCAGGCAGGAGGUGCAGGCGCAAGUAGACAUCUCUGCCAAGAUGGACAAGAUGCUGGGAUAUUUAGAAGUGUUGAGCGCAACUUGGAUGGAGGAGCGCCAAGCUAGCUGGGGUCAAGAUAUGGCCCUGAGUGCCAUGCGGUUAGGUAAACGAGACUUUGCGCACGAUAUGGUCACCCACGUUGGAGGGGAAGUUAGGCGACUGAGAGACAACGUGGGGAAGUUUUGUGAGGGCGCCAUUGAGGGUGCCAAAGCGGUAGCCGCUGUCGAGAGCGAGGCCAGACCUCGUAAAGAACCCGUCAAACUUAAGUUCCCAAACGCAUACGGCGGGAAGGAGGAGGAGAACUUUGAUAACUGGGAGGCCAGUGUCAAUAGUGACGUAUAUUUACAACACAUCCGGAAUGAGGAACAAGUCCUCGUCGCCUUCCAGGCCCUCAAAGAUGAAGAACAACCUGGUUGCAUAUUCUAAGAUCACCCCCCUUCCUCAAUUCUUCAAACUCCUCAGGGAGAGAUUUGUUGACCCAACGAAAGGCGUUAAAGCCUCU
This is a messenger RNA of Chara braunii, 1099 nucleotides long. NCBI's taxonomy places the organism in Eukaryota, Viridiplantae, Streptophyta, Charophyceae, Charales, Characeae. The record is from the annotation of a GenBank genome assembly.